Messenger RNA from Ziziphus jujuba (common jujube), 783 nucleotides. RefSeq names its product ankyrin repeat-containing protein ITN1. Bases 1 to 783 code for a protein of 260 amino acids. The record is from RefSeq and is a predicted model, not a curated record. Lineage: Eukaryota; Viridiplantae; Streptophyta; Magnoliopsida; Rosales; Rhamnaceae. The transcript has 2 exons.
AUGGGAUACUUGAAGGCACUAGAGCAUGUUAGUGACCAGGGACUUAGCAUUAUGCAUGUCGCGAUUAGUUACCACCAAAGGGAUAUUUUUGAACGUGUAAGGAAGAUGAAGAUUCCGAUGACGAGGCUGGUUAGAAGAAUUGAUAACAAUGACUAUACCUUAUUGCACCAUGUUUCUGAUAUGACCCAUUGUUCUGCUCGAAGUUUGCGUAACCGUGCUCUUCAAUUGCAAGAUGAGUUGAAGUGGUUUGAGCGCGUACGGAAAUUAAUUCCAUCCCAUUACACGAUGAACCACAGCAAAGGUGGUCAAACCGCCCCAGACUUUUUCGAAAAGUCUCAUGCAAAUCUUCUUAGAGAGGCGCAAAACUGGGUGAAGCAGACAACAGAAUCCUCCUCAGUGAUUGCAGUGCUGAUUGCCACCGUAGCCUUCACGGUGGCGUAUACCCGUCCGGGACGUUCCGAUCGGUCCAUAGGCCUUCCGAUAUUGCGUCACCACCCUUUCUUUAUGGUUUUCACAAUCACGGACGUUCUGUCCCUCGUCAGCUCUCUCACAUCGGUGGUGAUGUUCAUCUCCAUCCUCACCUCUCCCUUCAGGCUUCAAGAUUUCGGCAAGUCUCUCCCCCGAAAGCUUACGGUGGCCUUCACCUUCCUGUUCCUCGCAGUGGCGGUGACCAUGCUGGCUUUCUCGGCCACUGUAAUUCUGAUCGUUCAUAUGAAUAAGAGUUGGACCACAAGUAUUGUCUACGGCGUGGCCUUUGUUCUAGUGACCGUCUUCGCACUCUAG